GCGUAGCUACUUUUUCACACAGAAGCACACUCUAGUGUGUGUGAAUGUGCAUAUACAUCUAACCUCACUGAGGAAAUUUCGAAAAAUUCCUCGAUCUUCUUCCAUUUUUCGUCGAUUUUUUUUCUGUUUGAGGUGAGAGAGAAUGGAGAUUUUUUACUAUAUGGUGUUCGGCGGGCUGGCCGCGGUGGUGGCGGCGCUGGAGCUGAGCAAGAGCAACAAGGAUCGGGUGAAUACGUCUUCAGCUUUCAAUUCGUUCAAAAACAAUUACCUGCUCGUCUACUCGCUCAUGAUGGCUGGUGACUGGUUGCAGGGACCGUAUGUUUACUACCUCUACAGUACAUACGGUUUUGGGAAGGGUGAAAUUGGACAGCUCUUUAUUGCUGGAUUUGGCUCUUCCAUGUUGUUUGGAACAAUUGUUGGAUCUCUAGCAGAUAAACAGGGGCGAAAGAGAGCCUGCGUGACUUACUGCAUCACGUAUAUACUGAGCUGCAUUACUAAGCAUUCUCCUCAGUACAAAAUACUGAUGGUUGGACGUAUUUUGGGUGGUAUUGCCACAUCUCUCUUGUUUUCUGCAUUUGAGUCGUGGCUUGUGGCAGAACACUUCAAGAGAGGCUUUGAACAGCAAUGGCUCUCUGUAACUUUCUCCAAGGCAAUAUUCCUUGGCAAUGGUCUUGUUGCUAUUGUAGCAGGCUUGUUUGGAAAUUUUCUGGUUGAUUCUAUGAAUUUGGGGCCUGUAUCUCCAUUCGAUGCUGCUGCCAUAUUUCUAGCUAUUGGAAUGGCUGUAAUAUUAUCAUCAUGGAGUGAGAACUAUGGCGACCCUUCAGAGAGCAAGGACUUGCUCACUCAAUUUAAGGGUGCAGCUGUAGCAAUUGCUUCAGAUGAGAAGAUAGCAUUGCUUGGUGCUAUACAAUCUCUGUUUGAAGGUUCGAUGUAUACAUUUGUGUUCCUCUGGACACCUGCCCUGAGCCCGAAUGAUGAAGAUAUUCCACAUGGUUUUAUCUUUGCUACUUUCAUGUUGGCUUCAAUGUUGGGAAGCUCAAUUGCAUCUCGCUUGUUGGCGCGCAACACAGUUAAAGUGGAGAGCUAUAUGCAGAUUGUUUUCGUCAUUUCUUCUGCCUCUCUGUUACUUCCCAUACUGACAAAUUUCUUAGUACCAGCAGAUCCAAAGAAGAAAGGCGGCAGCAUUUCAUUUGCAGGCUGUCUCCAGCUUCUUGGCUUUUGCACUUUUGAAGGCUGUGUUGGUCUUUUCUGGCCGUCCAUUAUGAAGAUGAGAUCUCAAUACAUACCUGAGGAGGCUCGAAGCACCAUCAUGAACUUCUUCCGGAUCCCACUCAACAUCUUUGUCUGUAUUGUUCUAUAUAAUGUGAACGCGUUCCCCAUCACGGUUAUGUUUGGCAUGUGCUCCAUCUUCCUCUUUGUGGCCUCCAUCUUGCAGCGACGACUUGCAGCAAUUGGAGAGAAGCCAAAAACCGAAGAUUGGGCUAUGAUGAAGGAAAGAACCAGCGAGGCCGAGCCACUAAACGAAGCUUGAUUGACUUAAUAGUUAAAUCUGGGAUAUGAUCAUUUAUUUUCUGCCAUGAAUAGCAGACAAUAGUUUGUAGUCGAGCUUAUUAUAAAAAUUUAUUGCUCUAUCAGAGAAGCUGCAUAAAAAAAGAUGGUUGUGGGAAGGAGGAGAGAGAAUGGGAACAAAUUGCAGAUUUACAAUUUUUA
This is a messenger RNA of Salvia hispanica, 1710 nucleotides long. RefSeq lists its product as uncharacterized. NCBI's taxonomy places the organism in Eukaryota, Viridiplantae, Streptophyta, Magnoliopsida, Lamiales, Lamiaceae. Gene Ontology annotation, molecular function: molybdate ion transmembrane transporter activity. Gene Ontology annotation, cellular component: membrane. The record is from RefSeq and is a predicted model, not a curated record. Gene Ontology annotation, biological process: molybdate ion transport.